AUGAAUAAGGCGCUUCCGUCUUCUACUGUAAACGCCAAACAUUAUAUGCUUACCAGUUCCAUGUGCCUGGAUCUGUUUGAAAAACUUACCAAUACUGGCCCCGGGGGAAAGGAAUUUUGGUUGGGGCACAUCAAGGGCUCAUUUGCUCUUGUUCAGGCCUUGGGGUUGGAAAAUCUCAAAGACCCUAUGUCUUUACGUCUGCUGGUACGACUGGUGACCAAUUGUACUAUUUCGUCUGUGGCGAGUGCCACUGCUAUCCCGAGUGCGCUGCUCGAAGUACGCUCACACCUUGAGAGACAUGCGGAUAUAGGGACUGAUCCAAAAUGGAAACUGACUGCCUUGAUGGGAGAGUAUGCUUUUCUCCGAAGCAGAAUUGCAAAUUCUUCGGUAUCAUUGGAUGAGUGCAUUAUCAUGGCCUGGGGGCUUGAUCUGAAGCUGAUGGAAUGGUCUCAGAGCAUGACUAAGGAAUGGCUACCUGAGAUCCAGGGAGCGGCAGAUGUUUUCCCUCGAAGAGAGAUUUAUUCAGAUCGGCAUGUUACACAGGCGUGGAACACAAUACGGCUGGCUCGCAUUUUACUCCACGAGUUCCUAUUGCAACACGACAAAAGUGAUCAUGAACACAAAAUUAUCGCGGAAGAUGGUCUACAUGGCCUGAGUGUCGAUAUUAUUGCAGCAAUGGCUGAUGACAUAUGCGCCACAAUUCUCCAAUACACAGAUGCAUUAUCUCAAACCGGUGACUCCCGUUUGGCUGCAUUGUCUCAACAGAGUACAGAUUCCGGAAAGAAUAUGGAUUCAUCCCACACGUUGAAUUGUUACUCUUUGCUCUUUCCACUAUAUGUGGUCGGGAGAUCCAAAUGGAAAAGUUCAUAUCGAAAGGCCUGGGCUAUGGAGCAGCUGGAACGCAUCGGUAAAAGCCAGUGUAUCCCCAAAGCAUUGGAGUUGACACACUUGAUUGAAGAAUCAUCUGAAGUAGAGCCAUGGCCUGUAUAUGCCAUGCUUGGGGGCUAUGGAUUUGCUGCGUGA
This is a messenger RNA of Penicillium canescens, 1023 nucleotides long. RefSeq lists its product as uncharacterized. The record is from RefSeq and is a predicted model, not a curated record. Lineage: Eukaryota; Fungi; Ascomycota; Eurotiomycetes; Eurotiales; Aspergillaceae. Bases 1 to 1023 code for a protein of 340 amino acids. The transcript has a single exon.